AUGGCGGCCGUUCAGGCGGGUAGCAGGGCCGUCGCGGCGACGGUCUGUGGCACUAAGUUUUCCUACCUUGCUCGUCAGAGUCCGCUGUCUUCUGUCUUUGCUUCGUCAAACCGCGCUCUUUUCUGCUCGCUGUCGCAGAGGCGAUUCGCUGCUCAAUCGGUUCAGCCGCACAAGGGGGACCACGCGGCGGCCCCGUCAGUCACUCCCCGAUUCACGGACGAUAUCCCUGCUGAGUAUUACAGGUACGGCGCUUUCAAGAACUACCGCCGCGACGACAGCUGUGCUCAACCUUUGGUGCGAAUGGGAGUCGUUGUAACUGCGGUCACUGGACUCAUCUUCCUCAACCAUAUGUGGUCGUGCGACCACUGGCACUACAAGCACCGCAUUGCGGGCUCGUACCUGGACUCCGACUCAGAGUGA
Molecule: messenger RNA, 420 nt
Organism: Besnoitia besnoiti
Lineage: Eukaryota; Apicomplexa; Conoidasida; Eucoccidiorida; Sarcocystidae
Exons: 1
Coding region: 1-420 (139 amino acids)
Source: RefSeq, a predicted model, not a curated record